Molecule: messenger RNA, 2381 nt
Organism: Tripterygium wilfordii
Lineage: Eukaryota; Viridiplantae; Streptophyta; Magnoliopsida; Celastrales; Celastraceae
Product: twinkle homolog protein, chloroplastic/mitochondrial
Exons: 21
Coding region: 146-2263 (705 amino acids)
Biological process (GO): DNA replication
Molecular function (GO): single-stranded DNA binding; ATP binding; 5'-3' DNA helicase activity
Source: RefSeq, a predicted model, not a curated record
GAGAGCGCGCCCUGACAAAGUUCGUCUCUUUCGCUUUUCCUAAAAACCCUCAGAAACCCUCUUGUUCCCUUCGUUGCUCUUUUUCACAGCCAGACAUGGAAACCUGUUGAGGAAAAAGAAACCCAGAGGAAGAGGGAGAAGAAAGAUGCUUUAUUUUCCCCACUGUGCUCACAGUCAUCUGCGAAAGCUCUCCUUCUUGUCCCCGAACAUUGCACGUCUCAUGGGUUCCAAGCACUUGCUUAAAACUGCUCCUUUCAAUGUCGUGGCUUCGUACCCUUCAUCACACAUCCGGAAACUCCACACCCAUAAACGCUAUAUACCUGUUUUGUGUUCACAUCCCAAUGGCAAGUCCCAAAAUCACCGUUCUCUUCUCAAGAGCAAUGGGUCCCCUUAUUCCUCUCAUGCCGCUGUCCCCAGACCAGUGUAUGUAAACGACCCGGAAGUAAAAAGAGCGAAUUUGGAUGCUUUGAAGCGGAAAUUGGAAGAGAUUGGCAUAAAAGACCUUGCAUUGGCUACUGGGGAGAACUAUCGCCUACUCUGCCCAAUGUGCAAAGGUGGUGAUUCAGAGGAGAAAAGCUUUUCUCUUUCCAUUGACAAGGAUGGGGGAUAUGCCUUGUGGUCGUGUUUUCGAGCAAAGUGCGGGUUUAGGGGUGGCACCAGGGCCUUUGCAGAUAGCAAGUCAUCAUAUAGCACCUCUAACCAACUUACCCAAGUAAAGCCCAUUAGGGAAGUCACGGUACAGAGUUUGCAACUAGAACCGCUUUCAAAUGAGCUAGUUGGUUAUUUUGCCGAGCGACUAAUAUCACAGGAGACGUUGCGGAGAAAUUCUGUUAUGCAGAAAAGAUCACUUGGGAAUGAGAUAGCUAUAGCAUUUACUUAUUGGAGAAAUGGAGUGCUUGUAAAUUGCAAGUAUAGGGACAUCAACAAGAGAUUUUGGCAGGAAAAGGAUACUGAAAAGAUAUUAUAUGGGCUGGAUGAUAUAAAGGGUGCUAGUGACGUCAUCAUUGUUGAAGGUGAAAUAGAUAAACUUUCCAUGGAAGAAGCUGGAUUCAGGAAUUGCGUGAGUGUGCCUGAUGGUGCACCACCCUCAGUUUCCCCAAAAGAUUUGCCACCAGAAAAGAAGGAUACAAAAUAUCAGUAUCUUUGGAAUUGCAAAGAGUACUUGGAGAAGGCAUCUCGAAUAAUACUUGCCACUGAUGGGGAUCCUCCUGGUCAAGCCUUAGCUGAAGAGCUUGCACGUCGCCUUGGACGAGAGAGAUGCUGGCGAGUCAAAUGGCCAAAGAAAAACGAGGUUGAUCAUUUCAAAGAUGCAAACGAGGUUCUAAUGUUUUUGGGCCCUCAUGUACUGAAGGAAGUAAUUGAGGAUGCUGAGUUAUACCCUAUACGUGGAUUGUUCAAAUUUAAGGAUUACUUUGAUGAAAUUGAUGCAUACUACAAUCGGACUCUUGGAUAUGAGUUUGGCUUAUCGACCGGAUGGAGGGCUCUAAAUGCAUUGUACAAUGUUGUACCCGGGGAGUUGACUGUAGUGACUGGGGUUCCCAAUUCAGGCAAGAGUGAGUGGAUUGACGCUCUUUUGUGUAAUAUGAAUCAAAGUGCUGGUUGGAGAUUUGCACUUUGCUCCAUGGAGAAUAAGGUUCGGGAGCAUGCAAGGAAACUUAUGGAGAAGCACAUAAAGAAACCAUUCUUCGAGGGACGUUAUGGAGAAUCUGCUGAACGAAUGAGUGCUGAGGAGUUUGAGCAGGGGAAACAUUGGUUAAAUGAUACAUUUUAUCUCAUAAGAUGUGAGGACGAUUCACUUCCCAGUAUAAAAUGGGUUCUCAGUCUUGCAAAAGCAGCAGUGCUUAGGCAUGGGGUUCGUGGACUUGUAAUUGAUCCUUAUAAUGAGCUCGAUCAUCAACGACCUGGAAGUCAGACUGAAACCGAGUAUGUUAGUCAAAUGCUUACAAUGAUCAAACGAUUCGCUCAGCAUCACUCUUGCCACGUUUGGUUUGUAGCGCAUCCUCGACAGCUACACAAUUGGGUUGGAGGUCCUCCUAAUUUGUACGAUAUAAGUGGCAGUGCUCACUUCAUAAACAAAUGUGACAAUGGGAUCGUAAUUCAUCGAAACAGAGAUCCACAAGCUGGGCCUGUGGAUCAAGUACAGGUUUGUGUGCGGAAGGUACGGAAUAAAGUUGCAGGAACUAUAGGCGAAGCCUUCUUGUCGUACAAUAGGGCAACUGGUGAAUACAUGGAUAUUAGUGAGGAACCAACCAGAAGAAAAUAGGUAAUUUGGGUAUUUAUUUCAACAAGGACUUGCAACUUGUAUAAAUUUGGAACAGGUGAAAGAUCUUUUUGUGAAAGUCUCCAAGUCAUUUUAUUUAUAAACAUGCUUGGUUUGGUAA